Acanthaster planci (crown-of-thorns starfish) is the source of this 6869-nucleotide messenger RNA. Its product is annotated as inactive ribosomal protein S6 kinase delta-1-like. NCBI's taxonomy places the organism in Eukaryota, Metazoa, Echinodermata, Asteroidea, Valvatida, Acanthasteridae. Gene Ontology annotation, biological process: protein phosphorylation. The record is from RefSeq and is a predicted model, not a curated record. Gene Ontology annotation, molecular function: phosphatidylinositol binding; protein kinase activity; ATP binding.
AAGCAUGCCCUGCGUCGGCAGCCAAACUUCUAUCGUGACCUGAAAAGGUCAUCGAACUUCGAAGGUGACGACCAGCUCGUCCGCAACUCGGAAACAGACAAAUGCCAAGGAGGACUUGGCCGCUGAAUACUUUUACAUGUUUUGUGGGCGAUCUCCGACUUUGAGAUAAUGGCAUCUUCGAAGAAUUCAAAAGAUUGGAUCCGAAGUUUCUCCGUCACAGACCCUACCAAACACGAGAAAGGCUUUACUGUGUACAAAGUGACUUACAGGGCAUUCUCCUUGGCAAAACCUGAAGAAAUAGUCGAGACGGUGGUGUGGAAACGCUACAAUGACUUCAAGAAGCUGCACAAGGCACUGUACCAGUUACAUUACAACUUACGGAGGCCUGAGAAGUUUCCGGUGUUUGCAAAAGCUAAAUUCUUUGGUCGAUUUGAUGAUGAUGUUGUCGAGGAGAGACGUCAGAGUGCCCUUAACCUGCUGGAAUUUGUGGUCAAAAUUGCUCCUCUCACACGGAGCAAUUUCUUUCGAAAUUUCUUUGAGGGAGGAGAAGAGGUCUCAAUAAAUCAGUCUCCUCCAGCACCCAUCCUGAAGCCCAAAGUUCUCGCCCCCAGCUCUGUCAAUGGCACGUCCCGCUCCCGAAGUCCUCCCAGCUGGGAUUCAGCAUCAUCCAAUCCAUCGGAGGGAAGGGAGCUGGCCUUCUCCGAGGGGCAGUCCAGCAGCCCCUCCCUGGGUGGUGUGUGGCUGCACAGGCAAAACGAAGAGGACAUCACAGAAUACGGGACGGUUGACUACGACGAUGAUGAUGAUGACCGUACCACAUUUAGUGAAGACUCAGUACCAUCCACUCCGCUCCCACAACUACAAGACAUGUCAUUGUUUGAUCCCCUCUCAGAUACAGAGCCCUGUGGUCCAGCCAAGUAUACUUCAGUACCCCAAAGCAACAGCUGGCUAUUCCAAGCAAUGGACAUGUGUGCAGUACUCAACGAGGACUCCUCGCAGGACUCACCGGAUAACUCCACGCCGGCAAACUCCACCACCGAUCUGUCCACAGACAGCGGUAUCACUAUCAACUUCCCCAAGGGACCGGAUACAUCAAGCACCGCCACAACCAGCCCUAGAGAGCAGGCAAGAGGAGGCACAGAGGUGCCCUCUGACUCGGUCGAAGACCAGAAGAAUGACCGUAAUACCAUGGCCAGGGCCUACCUGCAUUGCAUCAGGGCUCAGCAGGCAGCAGAGAGGGAUGCUAUGUACCCAGGAGGUGGCAUGGUGGACUCCCGCUCACCCGAUGUCAAGCCCAGGUUGGAUGGGAUAGGAGGGGUGGGCGUAGGACCUGUUACGGUAGGAGGAGAGGAAGACUACCUUUAUCAAGCAGCUGGUCACAUCAGUCUGGCACUGGAGAAUGAGGCUAACGGGAGCUACCAGGCGGCCUUUGACCUUUACAAGUCGGGGGUCGGUGUGCUACUCAAAGGCGUGAUUGCGGACGACAAUAAAAACCGACGUGAGGCAGUUCGCAGAAAGACGGCCCAGUAUCUCAUGAAAGCUGAGGAUUUAUACAACAAGUAUCUGUCAGCGGAUGCCACCAACAGCAAGAGAUGGGAGUCAGAGCAACCCAGCAUCGAUGUUGACCCUCGAUCGGCCCACCUCAGAGGCUCCCAGGAGGAGCUCAAGAACUAUAAGGUCCUUGGCCUGAUUGACAGCGUGCUGCUAGUUCUUGACACGGUCACCUAUCAGACUUUUGUCAUCAAGGUGCUGGUGAAAUCAUCCACCCCCACCAAGCGAGCCUCCUAUGCGCCGGCCAACUGCAGGUACGUUGUCAAGCCCUACAGGUUCAUCGAGACGGACGAUGCCAUCUUCGUUGUGCUGGAACAUGCCAGCGGCGGGAAGCUGUGGAGCUACGCGAGCGCCUUCCUGAACCGGGGGACUGAAUCAUCCCUCAAUCAGGCCGUGGCAGGCAGCCUGGAGAGGAAAAGCAUUGGGAGUUGUGGGUCGCGGCGGUCGCGACACAGCACGGCCAGCGGCAGGGAGGACCAGAAAUUCCAGGAGGAGAUUGAUGAGGAGAGCGUGUUCGCGGAGCUGGGAGACCCUGGAGGUGUGACCUUAGCUCCUCCCCCUGCGCACCGAUUUGGCAAUUUCGUCAGUAGUGCUCAUGACAGUCCUGGAGAUAGUGAUUUCACCUCGGGUGUUUCCCCUGGUGGAGAAAACAGCUACGCCAAUCUCAUUAUUGACUAUGGGGAGAAUUCUCAUGAGCCUACUGCGGGCGAUGGGGCUGGCUUCAGUAAACAAGAUGUGAUGGAACCAGCGCCUCUAGUUGUGACAGACUCCAUUUCACGUGAGUUGGACGACCUUGACAUUCAGGACACGGAGGCAAACUUGAACGACCUCGCUAACCAGUGCUCACAGUACGACGGCUUCGCAGGAUGCAAUGGUGUCAGCUUAGGCAUGCUAAGUGGGACUGAUCUAGAAAAGGGCAAAAGCAAAGACAGAUUGAAUGAAGCUGCCACUGCCCCCAUGAAUCUGUUUAGCAUUGACAGCAUAGAGAGCUCAGGCAGUGAAUUGCACAGUGCCAGCAGUGCUGACAAGACGGUGUUUGGUUUUGGCACUCCACCUGCAAGUCCCAAAGUGGAAUCCAGCGAUGGCGACGGUUUAAGAACUGACAGAAUUCCCGAAAAGAAAACAAGUCUGACAAUGUGGGUGGAGCAUAAUCCCGAGGAUGUGAUUGCAGAUGCUCUGAAGGUCAUGGAAGAUUUGGAAAAAGAUAACCUGGAAGAUUUCAGAUUGGACACAGAAUCUUUAAGUUACAACAUCAGGUCCUCGGAAUUUGACGAAUUUAACGCACGACCACCAAACACGGGCCAGUUGGACACCUUGCCCGACACCAGUGGAUUUGCCUCCGCCAUGACUGAUGAUGUGACAUCAUCCAAACCAGGCACUGACCUGGCCGAGUUUUUUGACACUGGUUCAGUGGAAGAUGCAAGGACGUGUUCAGAGACCAAAAGACCCCCUCUUGUGAGGCACAGUGUUAGUAUGUACGAGAGCGGGACGCAUAGUGACAGCCCACUGAGACAAAGACAGCAUUCAAACCCGCUUGACCUCAGAGUCACAAGAAGGGCAUCCCUUGAAGGAGGAAGAUCGGACGACUCGCUUUCCUCCUUGCUGCGGGUCAAGGUUGAAGAACCCAGUGGCUUUGAAUCUCUCUCCCUGUGGGAAGCCAAAGGCAGAGCAGUUACUGAGAGCAAGACCGAGUCCCAUCUCGGUGAGAUUCUCUGCAAGCCUACCCCAGACAUGCUGACUGGAGAUAGGAAACAGGUGUCUUCAACAGCCGUGCAGUCUGAAGUCCACCCCAACCAACCUGGCCAAGUCCCACCACGGGAUGUUAGCCUUGUCACACCCAAUAAUCCAUACACAGCAAGCCAGGUGCACAGCAAUCCAGCAGCCCAAAUUCCUGCCAUUCAACCUCCUGUCCACCCAAUGAAAAAUUUAUCACCAAUGUCCAAUCUGGAGGGCUCUGAAGUCACCAUAUACAGCUCAUGUGAAUCCACUCCCAAGCAUGCUAUCUACUCCCCAGACUAUGACAGUGGUACUGUGAUGGACUCCCCUAACAUGGAAAGCCCAAAUCCGAGCUCAACCAAUGGGCAGGGCCUAGUCGGUGGCACUCAUGAAUAUUCAAACACAAAUGGCAUGAAAGAUUCACUGGGUGAUAACGACACCACUCCAACUCACCACACUGCUGCCCUUCACCCAGGCAAUGCAGCAAUGACUAGCAACCCCAAACCAAAACCUCGCGAUGCCCCCCUGCCCUCUCUUACCACUCUGUUUGCUCAAAUGGACGAACAAGUAACGGUCACGAAAUCCAGUACCUUGCCAGAGUCCUGCGUUCGCCUCUGGGCUGCCGAGAUCCUGCUAGCCUUGACAGACCUGCAUGCCACUGGUAUCAUCUGCCAGGAUCUUCACCCCGACAACAUCCUGCUUGCGGAAGGCGGCCACAUCCGACUCACCUAUUUUAGCCAGUGGCAGUAUGUGGAAAGUUCACUCAGUGCUCAUGCCAAGGAACACUUUUACACUGCCCCUGAAGUGAACGGUAUCUUCAGUGUCACCCCAGCUUGUGAUUGGUGGAGCUUUGGGGUCCUGCUGUUUGAACUUCUCACGGGCACGUCCUUGCACAGCUGUCAUCCCAGUGGGCUCAGCUCACACACUCAGCUCAACUUGCCAGAUCACAUAUCACCAGAGGCAGCUAGUCUGCUCAAACAGUUGUUACAAGUCAACCCCUUGGAGAGGCUUGGUAGCCAUCGUGCUGGUGGCGCUGAGGAGAUCCGCCUCCACCCUUUCUUUAAGGACAUCAACUGGACCAGCUUACAGAAAACAGCUCACUCCUGAACGCACCCAGCAACCCUGCCCUUAACAAGUGUUUCUGGCUUUAAUAUAAGAUUCAUGCCAACGUCUGGCCGUGUGUUGAAUGCCAGUCCAAGUACUGCCUAGCUGCAUAUAUAGCUAGCAUCAGUCAACUAUUGUGAUUCACCGUUGUUUGAAUCCAAUUGUUUAAUACAUCCCAUGUUAGCUCCAUUCGGUUGCUUCUUUCAAACUGCCCAGAAUCCUUCAUACUGUAUCUGAAAGUAACGUGACUGGUGCUGUUAUUUUUUGGAAUAAUAGAAUUUGUUUUCAUGUCAUAUAAUUUGAUCAACUAUCGUUAUUUUGACUACAUGGGGAUCAAGACCCUAGCAUGUGCAAAGUGGGCAAGUCUUAGUGUGAUUUGGAUUGGGAUGGUCUAUCCAUUCAUGCUAUUACUGUACCAAAUGAUGACAGGAUUGUGUAACCUUGGGGCUUAUAUUUGAUUGUUAUCCAAGGCUGAAAUCAUUGAUAUUUUUUUGGUGUUAUAUUUGGUGACUAUGCUUAAUCUACUUAAUACAUUUUUAACAGUGCAAUUUUGAUAUCUGAAAAGCUUACUUUACUUAGGACAGAAUGGAUGGGGUGAGAUUACUACAGUUUAUGUUGAAUAAUAUAAGAAAUAGGUAUUAAAAAAUGUAGAAUUAAGUAAUAUGGUGUAAGUCUUAUGAGUUUGGUUCACACUACAUCUAGAUCCUCGAGGAGAGAAUGGUAAAUAGAUGGUGUUGUGAAGAUGGUUCAUUUCAUACUCCAGACCAGACUGCCCCUGGCUUUGGUAUCUGCAUGAUGCCUUACAUACUUGGACAUUACAGUGCUUUCAGAGGUCAAAGGGCAUCAGCCUGUUGGCUUUGUGCUUGCGCAAAAGAGUGUGUAAUGUGGCGAUGACGUUUUAUAGAGCCAAUGUGACACUGCAUGCAUUUGUGCACAAAUGUGCGACACCGUGUGCACUAAGUUAAUACAUUCAGCUAGUUUUCAUCUGAAAGUGCUUGAACCCAUCUGGUUGCAUGACCUCUGGGCAAUACAGCAACUGAGGCAUAAAAAACUAUGUUGGCCCUGCCUUGUUUCUAUAUGAAAUCUGUACUGUUCCCACCUUGGAAGCCACUGCCUUUAUGCCAAGCUCUGAUUUACUCAUCUUAUAAUUUCCUUAGAACUUAUGAUGUGUGGAGUCAUACUACUGUGUGUAGUUAUUACUAAUGCCAGUCCUAUGCACAGUUUUGCACAUGAAUUAUUGAUCAACCUAAAACCAAAUACGUUUUUUGCUUUCGUAUCUUUUGCAGUUUUUUGUCAUUUAGGGAAAACAUUUAAUUUUGUUUGGGAAGAUUUGUUGGAUUACAUUUUUCAAGGACAGAUGUGAGGAAUAUCUAAAUGUGCCCAUUAUUUUUGAAAAUGAAAGGGAUUUUUUUAUAGUUACUCUUCAGCUGGCUGUAAGGAAGUUAUAGAAGGACAGAGACAGUGAACUCUACUCUUUGAGAAGAAAUUCUGCAAAAUACUUAUUGCGAUCAAAUGGAAAUUACCUGCUUUUUCAAAAUAACACCUUAAUGAAGUUUAAUUGUUUAUGAAUCAUUUUGUUAUAGCUGUAUUGUGCUGAAACUUGUAGGCUCAAACAUAUUUGCGGUUUCCCCCAAAAAACUGCUUCCGUGAUAUGUGUCAGGUUUGAAUUUAGCACUCUAAUUUUGUAUCUGAAACUAUAUUUGAAGAAUGGGUUUUAUUUUCCCUGCCUGUUUUAAGACUUGGGUCACAGACCAAAAGAGUUUGGUUAGUUGUUGAAAAGAUGGAAUGUCAUUUCAGCAUUUUAGUUGUUGUAUGUUGUGGUUAAGGAUGAAGCAAGGGUGAUUUCUGCUGUGUCUCCGCGGCUUUGCAGGCACAAUAUAGUAGAACUAUUUUCUUCCUACAAUAAUGUGGAAUAUACCAAUUUCACGUCACAAAUCUGUACUGUACAAGCAAGUGAACAUUACAUGUACAUGUAUUUACAUGUCUCUGUACUAACUAAUUAAGGACCUAUCUUAAUGACUGAACCAAAGGUACCAUUUCACUACAAAACGAGCUACGAUCCUCAUAGUUUCUGACUUAUCAAAGCUGUGAUUUGUCUAACAUGCAUAGUCACUGUGGAUGGGGCCGACUUUAUCAAUCUUAUAAAUAUCACACUGAAUAUCAGAUUUCUGGUUAAUAACAAUAGCAGAACCAAAUUUAGGGUGGUAUGUGGUGAUGGGGGGAUUGUGCAUUGGACUAAUCAGAGAAUUCCAACUCAAAAGUAAGGAAGUGAAAACUUGAAAGUCAUCUCGCCAUUUACCAUUUUCUGUUUACUUGGUCAUCUGAUGUUCAUCCUUUAGCCUGCAAAGGUUUCCCCCAAAACUGUAUGAACACCUUCAGCAGAAGUAAAUAUUUUGACUUUUCUUUUUAUUUCAAAUAAUGCAAACCCUACAUUUAUUUUCAGGUAUAUUAAUCUUGUGUAUUUACAAGUAAUAAAGGCAUACUGCUCAAAUUUAAAA